Messenger RNA from Daucus carota subsp. sativus, 2732 nucleotides. RefSeq names its product probable leucine-rich repeat receptor-like protein kinase At1g35710. Lineage: Eukaryota; Viridiplantae; Streptophyta; Magnoliopsida; Apiales; Apiaceae. Bases 126 to 2606 code for a protein of 826 amino acids. Gene Ontology annotation, molecular function: protein binding. The record is from RefSeq and is a predicted model, not a curated record. The transcript has a single exon.
ACUGACUAUAAGUAAAGUCAGCUUAGUUUGUUUUAUUUCUGGAAAAAAUUUCUAUAAAUCCCAAAAUUUUAUCCAACAUACUCAAGAAAUACAGAAACAAAGUAGAAAGCCAGACAUAGAAAGGAAUGGGAAUAGUUCAGAAGCCUCUUGUUCUGCUACUAUUUCAUGUUCUUUUCAUCUCUGUACUUGCACUAAAUAUAACAUCAUCACCAACAACUGAAGCAGAAGCUCUUGUUGAAUGGAAGAACAGUUUAUCACCUUCUUCUUCACUUGAUUCUUGGUCCUUAAACAAUGUGAAGAAACUUUGUAGAUGGACUGGCAUUACAUGCAAUAUUGCAGGACGAGUCUCGAAGCUCAACAUUUCCAGUCAGAAACUCAGUGGAACACUUGCUCACUUCAGUUUCUCUUUGUUUCCAAAACUCACUUUCUUGGACUUGAGCAGCAACAACUUUUCAGGGGGUAUACCCGCGGAGAUUGGAAAUCUAACACACCUUCAGUACCUCAACUUCGACGACAACUAUCUCAAUGGUAUCAUUCCUUACCAAAUUAGUCAUCUUCAGAAGUUAAAAUUUCUAGACUUGGGAUCAAACAACUUGCUUAAUCCAAACUGGGAAAAAAUUUCAAACAUGCCAUCUUUGACACACCUCAACCUAUACUACAAUGAACUUGCUUUGGAAUUCCCAUCUUUCAUAAUUAGUUCGAGGAAGUUAACUUUUCUUGAUUUAUCACAGAAUAUGUUAACAGGGUCCAUACCUGAAUCAAUGUUUACCAACUUAGCUAAUCUUGAAGUUCUCAGUUUAAAAGAUAAUUUAUUUCAAGGUUCACUUCCAAAGACACUAGCCAAUCUUUCCAAGCUAAAGGAACUUCACCUUGGAAGGAAUAACUUCUCAGGGUCUAUUCCUGACAGUAUAGGUCUUCUACAUAAACUUCAGGUUCUUGAAUUGGACCGAAAUUCAUUUGUAGGACAUAUUCCGUCUUCUAUAGGUCGACUGAGGAAGCUUCAAACACUAAAUCUUGAUGAAAAUUCUCUGAACUCUAGUAUACCUCCCGAGCUUGGAUCGUGUACCAAGCUCACCUUCUUGGCUCUUGCUGUGAAUUUGCUAACUGGAACAUUGCCUUUGUCCUUUUCAAAUCUUAAACAGAUAUCUGAACUAGGUCUAUCGGAUAAUUUCCUGUCUGGUGAGCUCUCACCUCAUUUCAUUAGCAACUGGACUAAGUUAACAUCACUGCAGGUUCAAAACAAUAACUUCACCGGAACUAUUUUUCCUGAAAUUGGUAUGUUGGCAAAUCUUACAUACCUGUUUCUGUAUGGUAAUAGCCUCACAGGACCUAUUCCUCGUGAGAUUGGGAAUUUGAAAGAGCUUCUGAAAUUAGACCUGUCGGGAAACCAUCUAGCAGGUUCAAUUCCAUCAACAAUUGGGAAUCUCACCAGUUUGGUGACUUUAAAUUUGUUCAACAACAUUCUUAGCGGACCUAUUCCACCUGAGAUUGGUAAAUUAGCCCUGCUGGAAACUCUUGAUCUUAACAAUAACCAAUUGUAUGGAGAGGUUCCUGAUUCCAUUGUUGACUUGAGUAACUUGCAGGCAUUGGUUUUAUUUAACAAUAGAUUAUCUGGAAGCAUUCCGAAGAAUUUGGGAAUAAAUAGUCCCCACUUGUCAUUUGUUGGCUUUUCUAAGAACAGUUUCUCUGGGGCAUUGCCAGAAGGAUUGUGUAGUGGCUUCGCUUUUGAAGAUUUGUCAGUAAAUGAAAACAAUUUUUCUGGGACUUUGCCAAUGUGCUUGAGAAACUGCUCCAAACUGAAUAGAGUCAGACUUGAUGAGAACCGGUUCUCUGGAAAUGUUUCUGAAGCAUUUGGUUUUCACCCCAGUCUUGUUUUCAUUUCUUUGAGUGGAAAUAAGUUUACAGGUGAACUCUCAUCCGAGUGGGGUAAAUGUAAAAAUCUUACAAAUAUGGUAAUGUCAAGAAACAAAAUUUCAGGUGCCAUCCCAGCUGAGCUUGGAAACUUGAAGCAAUUGCAAGAUUUACAGCUGGAAUCAAAUGAGUUGACAGGUAAAAUUCCAACUGAACUGGGGAAUUUGGUAUUUUUGCUCAAACUCGACGUGAGCAAUAAUCAUUUGACUGGAGAAAUCCCUCAGAGUUUAGGCAAACUAUCGAAGCUCCAGCAUCUUGAUUUGUCUACAAACAAAAUGGAAGGAAGCAUACCAAAAGAGCUUGGCAACUGUGUGAGCUUAUUGAGCUUGAGCUUAGGCCAGAACAGUUUUUCAGAAGAAAUACCGUCUGAACUUGGCAAUUUGAGUCAACUGCAGAUUAUAAUGGACCUGAGUAGCAAUUCACUUUCGGGCACCAUCCCUUCUGACUUGGGAAACCUGAAGUUACUGAAGAAUUUUAAUCUUUCACAAAACCAUCUCUCAGGUCCAAUAUUUUCUUCACUAUCCACCGACAUGUCUAGCUUGCAAACGAUUGAUUUUUCCUACAAUAACCUGUCUGGCCCUAUACCCUUGUUUCAACGAGACAUGGAGGAAUAUUUCAUAGGAAAUUCACUUCUGUGCGGAGAUGCAAUAGGAUUGUCCCCAUGCCUGUCCUCAGCUUUUAUGCAAGUCCAGUAAGAAGGUCGUCACUCGUGCAGUUGUUAGCCUCUUAGUUGUCAGGAUGAUAUUCAUUGUAUGAAGUUUUAUGUGUAAAAAAGAAUCAAACAUUGUAAUUUAGAGCCAAUCAAUUCAGAGAAAUUUCAG